AUGGGAAUUUCACCGGAAUUGCGGAGUUUGAACCUAUCAAACAAUCAUUUGGAGGGUCCUCUCACUGUUUCUUCAAUCCCACUUCAACUGCAGUCGUUGGAUCUGUCUGUAAAUGAACUGAAUGGCCCAUUAUUGCUAGAUAUUCCUAUACCUGAACAAAACUUUAGUUUGGAGAAGCUUUUACUUGCAGACAACAAGAUCGAAGGACCUAUAACAGCUUCAUUAGGGACCAUGACAUCUUUGUAUAUUCUAGAUUUGUCAAAUAAUCAGCUAAGAGGCAAUAUCCCUGAUAGUUUGGGUAAUUUGACAUUGCUAACAGUGCUGCGUUUGGAGAGUAACCAUUUAAACGGAGAGAUCCCUGCCUGCCUGACCAAUCUCUCAGAACUUGUAAUGCUCAAUCUGGCAAGUAAUGAAUUGGAGGGUCAGAUUCCUAAGGAGCUUGGAAAUUUAGCAGGACUUGCAUCUCUCCAUCUUGAAAAGAACAAUCUGCAAGGACUUCUUCCUCUGUCUUUAGCACAACUUUCAAAUCUGCAGGUGAUUGACGUCGGAGAAAACAAUUUGACAGGAAACAUUCCAUCUUGGAUUGGCACCUGUUCAAGUCUACUAGUUCUUAUGAUGAGAUCAAACAAUUUCAAAGGCAAACUACCUCCACAGAUCGGCGAACUAACGGAGCUUCUUAUCCUCGACCUUUCUUCUAAUCUUUUGUAUGGGGAAAUCCCAAAUACCUACUUAAAUUUGGCAGCCAUGGUCGUUGUAAAUGAAGAUAUGUCCGUGGUUGGAGAAGACCGUCAUGCUCCCUCAGCUCGCCGCGUUCGUCCUUGUGGUGCUCCUAGUGGUGCUCGUAGUCGUCAUCCACCUAAUAUUCGUGGUAUCACUCCUGAUUCUGAUCAUAAUUAUUAUGGCACUUGCGUAGAUUAUGUAUAUGGAAAUGAAGACAGAAGAUACUAUAUAGAGGGCUUAGAUCUAAUUACCAAGGGGUCAGAAAGGCAUUACGCUUAUGUCUUAUCAGGUAUGGCAUGCAUUGAUUUGUCAAACAACAGAUUAUGGGGCCAUCUUCCAGCGAAAAUUGGAAAUCUCAAAGGCUUGAUGUUUCUAAAUCUUUCUCGGAACAGUUUCAAUGGGGACAUUCCAGGUAGCAUGGGCAACCUGAGUCAGUUGGAAUCGCUGGACCUUUCUCUCAACAAAUUUUCAGGAAAAAUUCCAUUCCAGCUUGGUUCUCUGGAUUAUUUGGGAUAUUUAAAUAUGUCUUACAACAAUCUGUCAGGGGUGAUACCACAGCAAGGUUCUCAUAUGAUAACAUUUGAUAAAUCAGCAUUUUGGGGAAAUCCAAAUCUGCGGGGAUGCCCUGUGGAAAGUUGGAAGUGUUCUCCACCUCAUUCACCACUGUCUCCUCCUACAAUUGAUGUCAAGGAAGAGGCAAAGGAAGGAUUUUCAUGGUAUGAGCUGAGCAUGGGAUGGUCAGUUGCAGCAGGAUUUUUUGCCGUGGUGUUGGUGCUCACUUUCAAAGUGAAUUGGAGAAAGACGACCUUUGAUCAGAUGGACAGAGCUAUAACAUUUCUGUUGGGGGAGCGCACUAACUGA
Cryptomeria japonica (Japanese cedar) is the source of this 1581-nucleotide messenger RNA. RefSeq names its product receptor-like protein 43. The transcript has a single exon. Gene Ontology annotation, molecular function: protein binding. The coding region runs from base 1 to 1581 and encodes 526 amino acids. Lineage: Eukaryota; Viridiplantae; Streptophyta; Pinopsida; Cupressales; Cupressaceae. The record is from RefSeq and is a predicted model, not a curated record.